Messenger RNA from Babjeviella inositovora NRRL Y-12698, 938 nucleotides. RefSeq lists its product as uncharacterized. The coding region runs from base 173 to 682 and encodes 169 amino acids. The record is from RefSeq and is a predicted model, not a curated record. NCBI's taxonomy places the organism in Eukaryota, Fungi, Ascomycota, Pichiomycetes, Serinales. Gene Ontology annotation, molecular function: protein binding. The transcript has a single exon.
CGUGAUGAAAGCGAGUUAAAUACAAGUUGAAAUUUAGUUCUACAUUUUCGCGCAUGCAUCACGUGAUCAUGAAUAUCCCGACAUAGCCUUUAAGAUAAGCGUCUGAGGUGAGGGUCAUGUUUCCAACCAGACAAUCCAUUACAAUCCAUUACAAUCCAUUACAAUCCACAUCAUGUCAUCUGAAGGCGCCUCUCAGGGUGAACAGAUUUUGGAAGCAGCCCGCCGUAACAACGUGGAGCUUCUUGAAGAACUUCGCGCUUCAAUCCAGGAACCGGCGGCUAUUGCCACGCUUAUCAACGAAUCCAGGGAUAUCAUGGGCAACACCGCGCUUCACCUAGCUGCCCAUAACGGAAAUUUCGAAGUUUUAGAUACGAUACUCGACCAGGAGGGUGUGGAGGUUGACCCGGUGAACAACUUGGACAAGGAGACGCCGUUGCAUUUGGCCGUCAAAUACAGCUUUGAGGAGCCAGAACACGGCACGUAUAUUAUCGAAACGUUGAUCGAUGCUGGGGCUGAUAGUAGGAUCAAGAACAAUGGUGGGAUGCAGCCGAUUGACUUGGUCAGAGGCGACAAUGAGGCCUUACGGGAUAUCUUAGAGAGUGCCGAGUAUGCCCAUGACGCUGGAAUCGCUCAGGAAGGGAUCGAGGAGGCUGGGUCAGGGUCUGAGUCUGAUGAUGAGUAGAUAGGGUGACUGACAUUUCCAUAGCAUUUUCGCAGCAAUUAUGUAAAAUAGAUAUCCAAGGCUACUGUGUAACUCCGGGAUGAUUAUGUGAAAUCCAGGUCCCAAAAGGCUUAUGUAGAUUAGUUAACAAUUGGGGUAGGCAGAUGGAGGUUUUAGCAAUGGAACACAUUGCCCCAGUGACACAAAAACUUUUACAGGCAAUUAUAUAGCGAUUGACAGAUAUAGGCUUAUCACGAUAAUUUGCGAUAGAUAUUAC